AUGGCAGAUGAAUUGGGAGCGUCGGGGAUGACAGAUGAAAUGGGAGCGACGUGGAUGGCAAGGGAAUUAGGGACGACGGAGAUGGCAGAUAAAUUGGGAGCGACAGGGAUGUCAGGGGAAUUGGGAGCAGCGGGGAUGGCAGAGGAAUUGGUUGCGACGGGGAUGGCAGAGGAAUUAGGAGCGACAGGAACGGAAGAGUUGUCGGGAGCUCUGGAGGUUCGAAGAAGCUGUAUUGCCACAUUUUGGAAGACAGCGCAGGGAUAUUAUAGUCGAAAACCCAGA
Gryllus bimaculatus (two-spotted cricket) is the source of this 282-nucleotide messenger RNA. The record is from the annotation of a GenBank genome assembly. NCBI's taxonomy places the organism in Eukaryota, Metazoa, Arthropoda, Insecta, Orthoptera, Gryllidae.